CCCAGCCCCGCUCAUGGCUGCAGCCCCAGCUCUCAUUGCUGCAAAGGGCCUUGGAAAGUUUGAACAGUCACUGGCACUGCUUGAAGGAAGAGCCCAGCGCUUUGCACUGCGGGGGGGAAGCUCACAGGGGAGAGGUCCCAGCUGGCAAGGGGAGGGCACUCCUAGGGGGAAGCUCACAAGGGAGGGGUCCCAGCUGGCAAGGGGAGGGCACUGCUGGGGGGAAGCUCACAGAGGAGAGGUCCCAGCUGGCAAGGGGAGAGCACCGCUGGGGGGAAGCUCACAGAGGAGGGGUCCCAGCUGGCAAGGGGAGGGCACCGCUGGGGGGAAGCUCACAGAGGAGAGGUCCCAGCUGGCAUGGGGAGGGCACCGCUGGGGGGAAGCUCACAGAGGAGGGGUCCCAGCUGGCAAGGGGAGGGCACCGCUGGGGGGAAGCUCACAGAGGAGAGGUCCCAGCUGGCAUGGGGAGGGCACCGCUGGGGGGAAGCUCACAGAGGAGGGGUCCCAGCUGGCAAGGGGAGGGCACCGCUGGGGGGAAGCUCACAGAGGAGAGGUCCCAGCUGGCAAGGGGAGGGCACCGCUGGGGGGAAGCUCACAGAGGAGAGGUCCCAGCUGGCAAGGGGAGGGCACCGCUGGGGGGAAGCUCACAGAGGAGAGGUCCCAGCUGGCAAGGGGAGGGCACCGCUGGGGGGAAGCUCACAGAGGAGGGGUCCCAGCUGGCAAGGGGAGGGCACCGCUGGGGGGAAGCUCACAGAGGAGGGGUCCCAGCUGGCAAGGGGAGGGCACCGCUGGGGGGAAGUUCGCAGGGGAGGAUCCUGGCACUGCAGCUUUCAGUGCUAGAGCUCCCGCAGCGCCCCAGAAGCUGGAGCGCCACCUGCUGGAGCCCCCAGUCAGCAUGUGCACGGCACUGCUGAGAGGAAGAUGACAACGUCAGUGCCCCAGCUGGCUCUGGCCCCAGGACGAGGGGCC
This is a messenger RNA of Caretta caretta (loggerhead turtle), 966 nucleotides long. NCBI's taxonomy places the organism in Eukaryota, Metazoa, Chordata, Testudines, Cheloniidae. The record is from RefSeq and is a predicted model, not a curated record.